Molecule: messenger RNA, 306 nt
Organism: Coregonus clupeaformis (lake whitefish)
Lineage: Eukaryota; Metazoa; Chordata; Actinopteri; Salmoniformes; Salmonidae
Product: pre-mRNA-processing factor 6-like
Exons: 4
Coding region: 1-306 (101 amino acids)
Biological process (GO): spliceosomal tri-snRNP complex assembly; mRNA splicing, via spliceosome
Cellular component (GO): catalytic step 2 spliceosome; U4/U6 x U5 tri-snRNP complex
Molecular function (GO): protein binding
Source: RefSeq, a predicted model, not a curated record
AUGAGGGGACAGAUAGAGGAGCAGUCUGAAAACAAUGAGAAGGCCAGGGAGGCCUACAACCAGGGGCUGAAGAAGUGUCCCCACUCCAUGUCCCUGUGGCUGCUGCUGUCUCGUCUGGAGGAGAGGGUUGGCCAGCUGACCAGGGCCAGAUCCAUCCUGGAGAAAUCACACCUCAAGAAGCCACAGAGCCCAGAGCUAUGGUUGGAGUCGGUGAGACUGGAGUUCAGGGCAGGGCUGAAGAACAUCGCCAACACACUGAUGGCUAAAGCCUUACAGGAGUGCGCCAACUCAGACAUCAAAGGUUAA